AUGAACAUAUCUCAGUCGACAGCUUCCAUUCACCAGAAUCCACAUCUUGAUCUUCAGCGCGACCAUGGCGAGCACAUCGACUUUGACAAGAUAUGUCCUGGCUGUAAACUCUCCGCAGUGACGGACGAUGGUGGUCUAGUCGUUGCCUUUGGGCAAUCGUUCUUUCACGUAGAUUGCUUCAAGUGUGCCAAGUGUGGAGAUAAAGUCACCGCAGAUACAAAUCUCCUGCUCCUUUCCGACGGUUCACCUGUAUGCGCCAACUGUUCAUACAACUGCAAUGUCUGCAAGCUGCCCAUCCUCGACGAGGCCAUUAUGACCGGUGACGACUCUUACCAUGCCCACUGUUUCAAGUGUAAAGUCUGCAAGAACCGUAUUGACGAGCUCGUUUUUGCCAAGACCAGCCAAGGCAUUUAUUGCAUGGAUUGCCACAGCGAACGGAUGAUCAAAAUCAGGAGACAUGCUCAGAAAAAAGCUGAGAGAGAAAGAGCUGCUGCAGCAGGCGGUAGCGGCUCGAGUUCUUCUCGUGAAGCUAGAUAUAGAAGGGACACUGGUCGCAUCUCCCCCAUUGUAACUCAUUCUCAUGAUGUGCCGGGUUCUUCAAAGUCUCAUCACAACCCACAUUUUGAUCAACCGUCACCUUCAAAUUCUCGUCAUCCAGUGUCUACAUCCACCCAAACUUCCGCUAAACGGCGGUCCGGGCCGUACAUCAGUGACGCUUUCCAGCCCAGCAGUCAGCGGUCCAAGUCGUCGGAGAAGACCUCUCCUUCAUAUUUGACCUCAGCAUUUCCCCUCCCUCCGCAGCAAUCAAUAUCUGUGACUAUAGCCCCGCCAGAGCCAGAUACCCAUUAUCAUUCUGACAUGUCUCAUCGUCGACCUCCUCUAGUACAUCAAUUAUCUACGUUGUCAGAGCAGAGCUUUGAGCAGGAAACACCUGCCUCUCACUCUGUGAACUUGUCGCCACAAGCAUCAUCUGAUGGACUGAGUGUACAGACCUCGCGACGUGACAAACGUCGAUCCAUCAAUCCGGGCCUUACUCUCAGCAAUUUGACGUCUCCUGUCAGUCCUGCUGCAUCCCCGCCACCUACACUCUCUCCUCUGUCUGCAACAUUCAAUCGUCAGUCCGGUAAUCGUUCUCCGACUCCUCCUGUCCACAGUGGCCGGGAAUCUCCUCGAAUACCAUCUCCGCUUCGAGAGGAUUUCAACGAGGCGGAGUCAAUAUCGCGGCCGUCGUCUAAUGGUUCAUUUCAAAGCACCACAAGUCACAUUCGUCCAGGAUCUUCUGCUUCACACUAUAAUCAUUCCGAAGAUGAGGGCAUCUCACCUCAAAUACGGGCAUCGUCUUCUGAAACUCCUUCGCCAGAUACGCGUCCAGGCGAAACAAGCACACCGAGAGCCAGGAAAAUUAGCUCACCAAAUCUUGAUCAUUCUCUUCGAAAGGCCGAUUGA
Molecule: messenger RNA, 1446 nt
Organism: Desarmillaria tabescens
Lineage: Eukaryota; Fungi; Basidiomycota; Agaricomycetes; Agaricales; Physalacriaceae
Exons: 3
Coding region: 1-1446 (481 amino acids)
Cellular component (GO): Z disc; nucleus
Molecular function (GO): transcription coregulator activity
Source: RefSeq, a predicted model, not a curated record